UAAUGCAGAUAUGGUGAUAGAGUUCAAUGAAUGUUGAUAGUUGAGUGAAAAUGGAAAACAAAAAUGGUAAUGAUAAUGGGUGUUGUUCCCUGAGUGAUUGUUUGGAAGAGCUUCUAAACUUCACUCUCAAUUCCCAAUCUCACCUUCUCAAUCUAUCAACCCAAUUCUGCUCCACUCUCCUCAAACGUGAUCCAUCCUCUUCUUAUCACUCACAUGAUUCUUUUGAAGGUGUUCCAUCAUAUCCUUUAUACAGCCGUCUUGCUUCAGCUCUGUUGAGGUGUAUUGAUUCUCAAGUGUUUUGUAAUACAAUCUCUUUAGACAUGAUGAACAAUGAAUUUGAAAAUUCUUCCAUGCAACAAAAACACAAUGAAUGGCAUAAGUUGAUUGUGGAGAAGGGAUCUGAAAUAGUGAAUGUUUUCAAGAGUGUUUCCUUUCAAAUUCAUGUUCAAGAGCCUUUUUUUACACAGCUAAAAGAUGGCCUGAAAACAAUUGAGGGGAGGUGUGCCACUGGCAAAUACACCAGGAUUGAAUUAGGAAAUCGGAUUCUCCUAAAUAAAUCUUUGGUGUUUGAAGUUCAGGGAGUAAGGUGGCAUCCUUCAUUCUUUGACAUGUUGACGACAGAAAGUCUUGGAGAAGUUCUUCCAGGAAUUGAAAGUGUCGAAGAAGGUGUAAAGAUCUAUCGGAGGUUUUACACAGAACAGAUGGAACAGACAAAUGGCGUUCUUGCAAUCACUGUUUCAAAACUCCCGGUUCAACCAUACACUUCUUUGGCUAGCUUAUUUUCUGGAUUGAGCUAUGAGGGUGUUCAAGGUCUUCUCGGUCUAAUGCAUACCACUGGGACAGUUCCUAAUGCACUUCCACCGCCAAGAUCAACUCUGUUAGCCUCAUUUAAUAUCCCAUGCAAUUUAAGUGAAAAUGCCUUGACUCUUGGAGCUCGGGCAUUGGCCAAGCAUGGAUGUAGGAGUAGCAGUGGUUAUUGGGGUUCUCUUGUUGGUAAUGGUGUUCACAUUUGGAUUGGUAUGGAGGACCAUAUCACAUAAACUCUAUUAUACAUUGACUAUUCAACAUAUCUAGCUUAGCUUGAUCAUCCAUGUUACAUGAGCUUAACAUUCAACAUUCUUAGCUCGGCUUGAUCGUCCACACACAUGAGCUCCACCUUCAACAUGCGUAGCUCAGCUUGACCAUUCAGGUCAUGCCUAGCUCAUCUCCAUUCUUUAGCAUGCCUAACUCGGCUUGAUCGUUUAGGUCAUAUGAGCUCGACCUUCAACGUGACUUGCUCUUUUUGAAGUCAUUGUCCAAGUAACAGUCUGAUCCCUCCUCUUGGAUGUAUCUCAUAACGUGCCAUGUGUCCUGCACGGACAAAUGACAUAAGUUGCCUUCCAUAACUCCACACGCCUUGUACGGACGAGCAGUGCAAAGGAAAAGUGAUCAGCUCCACGUGCUAUAAUACAUGUGCAGAUGAGCCAUAUGGACCUUAGAGGGUUAAUGGGCCUGAACAUCCAAAAGAGAGGCCUAUUAGGUCAAGAAAGUGAGGCCUAUAAAAGGAGACACUUAAAAAGCAGUAGGGGGAUUAAUUGAUUUUAGGCUAAACAUUGUAUUUUUACCUUAGUCAUUUUAGAGUAUUCUUGGAGCUCCUCAUAGACAACUCCACUAAAUAUCUAAUCUAUUGUAAUUCAUGUUUACAUACGUGAACAACAUUGUUUUAUGUAUCCUAUCUUUUUCGA
Molecule: messenger RNA, 1724 nt
Organism: Medicago truncatula (barrel medic)
Lineage: Eukaryota; Viridiplantae; Streptophyta; Magnoliopsida; Fabales; Fabaceae
Exons: 10
Coding region: 51-1040 (329 amino acids)
Source: RefSeq, a predicted model, not a curated record